Molecule: messenger RNA, 5195 nt
Organism: Ficedula albicollis (Collared flycatcher)
Lineage: Eukaryota; Metazoa; Chordata; Aves; Passeriformes; Muscicapidae
Product: cell migration-inducing and hyaluronan-binding protein
Exons: 29
Coding region: 165-4247 (1360 amino acids)
Source: RefSeq, a predicted model, not a curated record
GCAGCCGGAGCGGCGGAGCGGGAGCUGCCUGCGCCUGCCUGCCCCUGCCUUCCUGCCCCGCCAGGUGCCCGCAGCCCGGGCCAGCAGCUCCAGAGGCUGCGGCAGAGCCCACGGUCGGCGCUGUCGGGACAGCUAUUCAUACAGAGAGUUGAAAAUCCUGAAGAAUGGCUCUACCUACCUCCAAGUAUCUGGCUGGAAGUUUGGGGUUUUUUCUGUUUGCAGUCUCUUCAGUAAGCACAGCAGCAGCAGCUGUCACAUGUCCUGACAGAGAUCCUGAGUUAGAAGUCUGGAACCCAGGCCACGACGAGGAAAACUCCGUUGAGAUCGGCAGUAGCAGGAAGCUGCUCCUCUCUUCUUCUGCCACUGUCCACUCUAUCCACAUCACUGACGGAGGGAAACUGGUCAUCAAAGAUGAUGUGCAGCCCAUUAUCCUGCGUACAAGACAUAUACUCAUUGAAAAUGAUGGAGAGUUGCACAUUGGCAGUGAGCUGUGCCCUUACCAGGGCAAUGUGGUUAUCAUCUUAUAUGGGCGAGCGGAUGAUGGCAGCCAGCCAAACCCCUACUUUGGGCAGAAGUACCUUGGAGUCAGCAAAGGUGGCACUCUGGAGAUCCAUGGAAAGAAAAAGCUGUCCUGGACUUUCCUAAACAAGACUCUUCAUCCUGGUGGCAUGGAAGAAGGUGGCUAUUACUUCGAGAGGAGCUGGGGCCACCGGGGUGUCAUUGUCCACGUCAUUGACCCAAAGACGGGGGCAGUUGUCCACUCGGACCGGUUUGAUACCUACAGAGCAAAAGAGGAAAGUAUCCGCCUGGCUCACUAUUUGGGUAGAGUUGCAAAUGGCAUGAUCCUGUCGGUCGCAGUGAAUGAUGAAGGAUCCAGAAACUUGGAUGACUUGGCCAGGAAAGCAAUGACCAAGCUGGGCAGCAAGCAUUUCCUCCACCUUGGGUUUAGGCACCCAUGGAGUUUUAUUACCAUUAAAGGAAAUCCCUCCUCUUCUGUUGAAGAUCAUAUUGAAUAUCAAGGUCACAAAGGGUCAGCUGUGGCCAAAGUAUUUAAACUAUUCAAAGCUGAGAAUGGAGAACAUUUUAACGUCUCUUCAACGAGCGAGUGGGUUCAAGAUGUAGAAUGGACAGAGUGGUUUGAGAAGCCUGACAAGGCAAGAUCUAAGGACAUGGAGAAGCUGUCUGACUUCAAAGCUGCUCAUCCUGACAAAAUCUGCAGGCAGCCCAUUGACAUCCAGGCAGUGACACUUGAUGGAGCAGAUUUAACCACCGAGGUUUUCUACAAGGGCGGCCAUGAUUACCAAUUCCUGUGCCACGGCAAGCACCAGACAGGAGAGGGCUGCCACAACUACAGAGUGAGGUUCCUGUGUGGCAAAUCUGUGAAGCCAAAGCUCACGGUAACUGUUGACACCAACGUGAACAGCACGAUCCUGAAUCUGGUGGAUGAUGUGAGCUCCUGGGAGCCUGGGGACAGGCUGGUGGUGGCAAGCACUGACUACUCCAUGUACCAGGCAGAGGAGUUCCAGGUGCUGCCCUGCAGAACCUGCAGGCCCACCCAGGUCAAGGUAGCAGGGAAGGCCAGGUACCUGCACGUGGGGGAGGUGGUGGACGGUGUGGACAUGCGGGCCGAGGUGGGGCUGCUGAGCCGCAACGUGGCGGUGACGGGCGAGAUGGAGCCGCAGUGCUACGAGUACAGCAGCAAGCUCUGCUCCUUCUUCCCGUUCGACACCUUCGGGGGACACAUCAAGAUUGGUCUGGAUUUUAAGGCUACCCACAUUGAAGGUCUAGAACUGAAACACAUGGGCCAGCAGACAAUGGGGCAUUACCCAAUUCAUUUCCAUAUGGCUGGAGAUGUGGAUGAGAAAGGAGGCUACAACCCUCCAACAUACGUGAAGGAAACCUCCAUCCACAACACCUUCUCCCGCUGUGUCACAGUCCAUGGAUCCAAUGGUUUACUGGUGAAGGAUGUGGUGGGUUAUGACGCUCUGGGCCAUUGCUUUUUCACGGAGGAUGGACCAGAGGAGCGGAACACGUUUGAGCACUGCCUUGGGCUGCUGGUUAAAGCCAGCACGCUGCUCCCCUCCGACCGCGACAGCAGGAUGUGCAAGCUGAUCACGGAGGGAGCUUACCCAGGCUACAUCCCUAAGCCCAGGCAGGACUGCAGUGCUGUAUCCACCUUCUGGAUAGCCAACCCACACAACAACCUCAUAAACUGUGCAGCUGCUGGAUCUGAGGAAACAGGAUUUUGGUUUGUGCUGCACCACGUGCCGACAGGCCCCUCGGCAGGCAUGUACUCCCCUGGCUACUCCGAGCACAUGCCGAUGGGGAAAUUCUCCAACAACCGCGCGCAUUCCAACUACCGGGCUGGACUGAUCAUUGAUAAUGGCGUCAAAACCACCCCAGCCUCUGCCAAGGACAAAAGACCUAUCCUGACACUGAUUUCUGGGAGGUACAGCCCACACAAGGAUGCUGAUCCUUUGAAGCCCAGGGAGCCUGCAAUAAUCGAGCGCUUUAUUGCCUACAAGAAUCAGGACCACGGGGCCUGGCUGCGGGGUGGAGAUGUGUGGCUGGACGACUGCCAGUUUUCUGACAACGGCAUUGGGCUGACCCUGGCGAGCGGUGGGACCUUCCCUCACGAUGAUGGCUCGAAGCAGGAAAUCAAGAACAGCCUGUUUGUUGGCGAGAGCGGGAACCUGGGCACGGAGACGAUGGACAAUGAGAUCUGGGGGCCUGGAGGUCUGGAUCACAGGGGCAGGACGCUGCCCAUCGGCCCGGAUUUUCCCAUCCGAGGGAUCCAGUUCUACGACGGGCCCAUCAACGUGCAGAACUGCACGUUCCGCAAGUUCGCGGCGCUGGACGGGCGGCACACGAGCGCGCUCGCCUUCCGCCUCAACAACGCCUGGCAGAGCUGCCCCAACAACAACGUCACCAGCAUCCGCUUCCAGGACGUCCCCAUUACUUCAAGAGUCUUCUUUGGAGAACCUGGCCCGUGGUUCAAUGAUCUGGAUAUGGAUGGUGACAAAACAUCAGUUUUUCAUGAUGUGGAUGGUUCUGUGUCAGAAUACCCAGGCUCAUACCUGAUCAAGGAAGAUAACUGGCUAAUCAAACACCCUGACUGCAUCGAUGUGCCUGACUGGAGAGGCUCAAUCUGCAGCGGGCACUUUGCACAGAUAUACAUCCAAGCCUACAAGCCAGCCAACCUGAAAAUGAAAAUAAUAAAAAAUGAUUACCACAACCACCCACUCUACUUGGAAGGGGCUUUGAGCAAAAGCACUCAUUACCAGCAGUAUCAGCCAGUUAUAACUCUGAGGAAAGGCUACACCAUCCACUGGGACAAGACGGCCCCUGAAGAGCUGGCCAUAUGGCUCAUCAACUUCAACAAGAAUGACUGGAUCCAAGUAGGGUUUUGCUAUCCUAAAGGGACGACGUUUUCCAUUCUCUCAGACAUCCACAACCGUCUCUUGAAGAAAACAUACAAAACUGGGACCUUCUACAGAACCUCCCAAAUGGAGAAACUGGAGCACAGAUAUCCUACCAAAGGGUACUACUACUGGGAUGAGGACACUGGGCUGCUGUUCCUGAAACUCAAAGCUCAAAAUGAGAAGGAGAAAUUUGCUUUCUGCUCUGUAAAGGGCUGUGAACGAAUAAGAAUCAAAGCUGUGAUCCCAAAGACAGCUGGUGUCAGUGACUGUGAAGCCACAGCUUAUCCCAAGUACAUUGAGACACCAAUAGUGGAAGUGCCAAUGCCAAAGAAGCUCUCCAGUGCACAACUGAAGACCAAGGACCACCUAAUUGAAGUGAAAAUAGAAACUUACAAGAAGCAGUACUUCCACCUGAGGGAUGACUUUGCAUACAUUGAGGUCGAGGGUGUCAGGUUUUUCCUCACUGAAGAGGGCAUCCAGCUGGUUGUGAUUGAUGGACACCAUGGAAAAGUUGUUGAUCGAGUAACAUUCAAAAACUCCAUUCUUCAAGGAAUCCCAGCACAGAUAGAGAAUUAUGUCAACAACAUCAAAGAUCACUCCAUCGUGCUGAUGACAUCUAAAGGAAGAUUCAUUUCAAGAGGACCGUGGACUAAAGUACUGGAGAAACUUGGAGCAGGAGAGGGUUUUAGGUUAAAAGAGAAAAUGGCUUUUGUGGGCUUCAAGGGCAGCUUCCGCCCCGUCUGGGUGAAGCUGGUCACCAGCGAGGACUCAGCCAAAAUCUACCAAGCGCUGCCCAUUCCUGUGGUGAAGAAGAUGAAGCUGUGAGGACGCCCUGCUGUGCCUGCUGGCCGCCAGCACUGCCCCGUGGGACAGAUGGACAGACGGACGGACGGACUGCUGACAGCCUGUGCCGCCAGUGUAGCAUUUUGUUGUUGUUGUUGCUGUCACCAAGAAAUCUCACUGUAAGUAGCUAGAGUGUCACCUGUGCCAGGAAGGCUCCUUCCUUCCUUGCCCCGUGGCCAGUGAGCGCUGUGUGCUGACAGCCCAGCCUGGCUCCUGCCCUGCUGGCCGGACUGGCCGAGGGCUGAGCUGCUCCUCCAGGCGCUGCGUGAUCAGCUCCUGCCACACUCUGAUGCCAGUGCUGCCUCUUGAAGGGCUCUUGGUCUGAAGCUCUUGGUCUGAAGACCAUAAAGGAUUGUUGCUUCUACCAGCCUCUAAGUUGUCUGAAGACUUUUUCUCUUCCAUUGUGUUACUAGCUGCUCAUGCAGACGUGGUUGCCAGCUCAAAGACUGGUUGGCAGUCUGGGGUAGAAGGAGUGGAUCUGAGUGAUUUCCUGGAUGCUGGGACAGUAAGCACUUCUCCUAAAGCUUCUGUGGGGUUUGAUCAAGCUCUUUGGGGUGUGUGUUGUACAUGCAGCCCAUGGCACAUAGUUGGGGAAGAAAUGACAGAAGGAGUGGACAAAACAUGCCAGCAGAGACUGAUGGAACCACCUAUUUCUGCUUCCUCUGAAAACUGCAUUUUUCCUAUGGAUCAAGGAGUUUUAGUAGUGCUUGUGCAAAUAGGAAAUUUUCCAUCAACAAGCAGCUGCAGGCUAGAAGGAGAGCAAUGUCAAUUAGCACAUUAAUUUUCUCAGCCUUUCCCUCUGUAUAACAACAUUCAGGAUCAGUUUAUGGUUAAAGCCAUCCUAAUUCAAUUUUUGGCCGGGAAUACUGGGACUUACCUUAUUCAACAUCAAAGAGGGUCAGCUGCCCUUGCCUUUCCCAGGACAUCAGA